CCGUACACAGUUUAUAAGUUGUUAACUUACUGACUUCCUACAUUCGACAAACUUGUGCGCAAAAUGGUUGUAAGACUUGGGAUUAACGGUUACGGCCGUAUUGGUCGUUUGGUCCACCGCGCCUCCUUGGCCCACGAGGGUAUUGAGGUUGUUGCUGUAAAUGAUCCAUUCAUGAGCGGUGAUUACAUCAAGUAUUUGUUGAAAUACGACUCUGUGCAUGGCACUCUUCCUCAUGAGGUCUCUGUCGAAGGUGAUGUUCUCAAGGUUGGAGACAAGUCCGUUGCCUUGUCUUUUGAGAGGGAUCCUGCCUCCAUUCCCUGGGGAAAGCACAAUGUUGAUGUUGUAGCUGAGUGCUCUGGUGUAUUCACUAGCACCGAGAAGGCUAAGCUUCACUUGGAUGGCGGCGCCAAGUUGGUUAUCAUCUCUGCACCAACCAGCGACGGUACUCCCAUGUUCGUCUUUGGUGUUAACCAUACUUCAUACGACAAGAGCGUUCGCGUUAUGUCCAACGCUAGCUGUACCACAAACUGCUUGGCUCCAUUGGCAAAGGUUGUUAAUGACAAGUUUGGAAUUGUUGAAGGUUUGAUGACCACCGUUCACGCUAUGACCGCCAACCAAUUGACCGUUGAUGGUGCUUCCCGUGGCGGCAAGGAUUGGCGUGCUGGUAGGUGUGCUGGUGAGAAUAUUAUCCCCGCUAGCACUGGUGCUGCCAAGGCUGUCGGAAAGGUCAUUCCAGAGUUGAAUGGAAAGUUGACCGGUAUGGCUUUCAGGGUACCUGUCGCUGAUGUUAGUGUCGUUGACUUGACUUGUAGAUUGGCAAAGCCUGCAUCUUAUGAAGAGAUUGUAAAGACCGUAAAGGAUGCUGCCCAUGGCGAACUCAAGGGCAUUUUGUCAUACACUGAGGAUGAGGUUGUAUCAUCUGACUUUGUAGACAACAAGCACUCUAGCAUUUUUGAUGUAAAGGCUGGAAUAUCCCUCAAUGAGAAUUUCGUGAAGUUGGUCAGCUGGUAUGACAACGAAUGGGGAUAUUCGAACAGACUUUUGGAUCUCGCUCUCUAUGUAAGCGGCAAGCAGUAGGUUGCCUAGGUAUUUUGUAUAUUUUAU
Messenger RNA from Theileria equi strain WA, 1104 nucleotides. RefSeq names its product glyceraldehyde 3-phosphate dehydrogenase, putative. Gene Ontology annotation, molecular function: NAD binding; NADP binding; oxidoreductase activity, acting on the aldehyde or oxo group of donors, NAD or NADP as acceptor. The transcript has a single exon. Gene Ontology annotation, biological process: glucose metabolic process. The record is from RefSeq and is a predicted model, not a curated record. NCBI's taxonomy places the organism in Eukaryota, Apicomplexa, Aconoidasida, Piroplasmida, Theileriidae. Bases 64 to 1077 code for a protein of 337 amino acids.